AAGGCCUGCGCCGCACGCCGAGCCACGUCGUGCCGUCAUCAGGCCUCGCCGCGUGGGCGUGGCCAGCGUGGCUUCCCGGGACCACCCGAACCCGCGGCCAUGGCCCCGGCCGCCGCCAGUCCCCCGGAGGUCAUCCGCGCGGCGCAGAAGGACGAGUACUACCGCGGCGGGUUGCGCAGUGCGGCGGGUAGCGCUCUGCACAGCCUGGCGGGUGCGAGGAAGUGGCUGGAGUGGAGGAAGGAGGCUGAGCUGCUCUCAGAUGUAGCCUACUUUGGCCUCACCACACUUGCAGGCUACCAGACCCUCGGGGAGGAGUAUGUCAGCAUCGUGCAGGUGGACCCAUCGGGGAGACGGGUGCCCUCCUGGCUGCGCCGUGGUGCACUGGUGACGCUGCAUGCCGUCCUGCCCUACCUGCUGGACAAAGCCCUGCUCCCCCUGGAGCAGGAGCUGCAGGCUGACCCCGACAGUGGGCGACCCUCGCAGGGGAGCCUGGUGCCGGGCAGGCGCGGCUGCUCAGGGGCGCGGCGCUGGGUGCGUCGCCACACUGCCAGUCUGCCUGAGCAGCAGAGGAGGGCGCUGCUGCGGGCAGCCUUUGUCCUCCGACAGGGCCUCACCUGCCUCCAGCGGCUACACAUUGCCUGGUUUUACAUCCACGGCGUCUUCUACCAUCUGGCCAAGAGGCUCACGGGGGUCACGUACCUCCGUGUCCACCCCAUGCCCGGAGAGGCCCUGAGAGCCCGCACGAGCUACAGGCUACUGGGGCUAGUGUCGCUCCUGCACCUGGCGCUGUCUGUGGGGCUGCAACUGUACGGCUUCAGGCAGCGGCAGCGAGCCAGGAAGGAAUGGAGGCUGCACCGCGCCCUGUCUCACCGCAGAGGCUCCCUGGAGGAAAGAGUCAUCUCCAGAAACCCCCUGUGUACCCUGUGCCUGGAGGAGCGCAGGCACCCGACAGCCACGCCCUGCGGCCACCUGUUCUGCUGGGAGUGCAUCACCGCGUGCUGCAGCAGCAAGGCGGAGUGUCCCCUCUGCCGGGAGAAGUUCCCGCCCCAGAAGCUCGUCUACCUUCGGCACUACCGCUGAGCCGCACCUGCGCGGGCCUGAACACAGACGACUUCCACAGGAGUCUGACCGGCAAGAUUUAGCCCCAAGAUUCACCUUGCACGGAAAUGAGAACGUUCUCACACUGUCUGUUUUUUGCCAUGCCAUACACUAACCCAGCCAGCCCGGGAGGUAAUGGCUGCCCCUGACUGUGCUUUCUCAGUCCUGGCGGGGUGCCCAAACAUGGAGCACUUCCCCAAGCCCAGCCUGGCGCAACUCAGCCACUUCGGCAGUCUCACUGUUUCCCUCCCUUCCCCGAACCACACAGUUGAGAACUAACUUCAGAAGUAGCCAGAAGACACUUUAUUCAUUUAUAUUGUGAGAAGAUGGUUCCAUCAGGCUCGUGUUAAGGCAGUGGACUGAAUGAGUGUGUGUUGAGUUGGUACGGGGCACGGGGGGCUGGGUUUGCUUCAGCCAGAGUGCCCCAGGGCCCGUGGGAGGCGGUGGGAUUCUCCCCCGGGGCAGCUGAGCAGAGCACCUCCACCAGGAUUCAGUGACCACACGGCAGACAGA
Molecule: messenger RNA, 1611 nt
Organism: Cebus imitator (Panamanian white-faced capuchin)
Lineage: Eukaryota; Metazoa; Chordata; Mammalia; Primates; Cebidae
Gene: PEX10
Product: peroxisomal biogenesis factor 10
Exons: 6
Coding region: 100-1080 (326 amino acids)
Biological process (GO): protein import into peroxisome matrix
Cellular component (GO): peroxisomal membrane
Molecular function (GO): zinc ion binding
Source: RefSeq, a predicted model, not a curated record